AUGAGCAAUUGCUUCGAAUUACAAAAGAACAAACUCAUCUGGAAUGGCGACUUAAGCGAAUUAAAGUCCUACGUCGCAGAAAAGUUAAACAUAAAUGGUAAAUGGAAAUCACCGUCAGGUGGACGCUGGUUAUUUACUAGCGAUGCUUUGUCUAUAACCUGGUAUUGUAAAAGCAAAACUGUCUUAUUUCAAGGUCCUCGUGGCAGCGAAGUGGCUGACUCUUUGAAGAAAAAUAUCGAUGCAUCGCGAAUUGCAAUAGUGAAAGAUGCCGAGCUAGUCAUUGCUACCCCUGCUGUUUCCGAAAGACGGAAUGAAUCUAUCGAUAAUCAGUGUAGUCUCAGUAUUAACAAUUCUAACUCGAACAUGUUUGACAGAUCUAGUAAUACAACAACAACUAUCAACCGAAGCGACUCGGAUGCUAGCGAAGGAAAAGCAAAUGAGCAAGAAAUGUGUUCACACAAGCAGAACGAAGGCGAUUAUAUAAUGAAUUGCAAAGACUGUAGUAAAUUAUCUGUAGAAGUAGCAGAAAUUAAAUUGGACUUGGCAUUAUUAUUCCUAAAAGUUAUUAUUCCUUGGAAGAAAACAAAGAAGUGA
Molecule: messenger RNA, 594 nt
Organism: Paramuricea clavata
Lineage: Eukaryota; Metazoa; Cnidaria; Anthozoa; Malacalcyonacea; Plexauridae
Source: the annotation of a GenBank genome assembly